Messenger RNA from Malania oleifera, 780 nucleotides. RefSeq lists its product as uncharacterized. The transcript has a single exon. The record is from RefSeq and is a predicted model, not a curated record. The coding region runs from base 1 to 780 and encodes 259 amino acids. Lineage: Eukaryota; Viridiplantae; Streptophyta; Magnoliopsida; Santalales; Ximeniaceae.
AUGGGAAAAGGAAAGGCGAUACAAAUACAGGAUGAUAAGGCCAAUUCAAACCCCACGCUCGCUCUAAAUUUUACCCCGGUCCAUGGGCAAGCAUCGGCACCGCCGCUUACUGCCACAAAAGGCCCGCCGCCAAAUAUUCCCUUGUUCAUUCCCACUAUGCUAGUGCCAAGAUUUCCAACAGGUGGAAUGCCUACGAUGGUGGUAACAGAUGCGGGGGUGAACAAAUUUGCAACCGAGCGUCGUUGUGACGUACUUGAGGAGCGGUUGAGAGCUAUUGAAGAAACUAAUGCGUUUGGUUCUAUUGAUCCGGUAGACCUCUGCCUGGUGUCGAAGGUGGUCCUACCACCAAAAUUCAAGAUACCGAACUUUGAAAAGUUCGAUGGAACCUGGUGUCCUAGAACCUAUUUACGGUUGUACUGUCAAGCGAUGGCAGCAUACUCAGACGAUGGAAGACUAAUGGUGCAUGGCUUUCAUAAUAGUUUGACUGGGUCGACCAUCCGUUGGUACACACAACAAGACAGGACUCGGAUCUGCUAUUGGAAAGGCUUGACCAAUGCUUUCAUGGCUCAAUACCGCCACCUAAUUGAAAUGGCGCCAGACCAAAUGACCUUGCAAGCGAUGGAGAAGGGGUCCACUAAAACAUUUUGGGAGUACAUAUGUAGAUGGCGAGAUAUAGCCACUCAGGUGAUCCCUCUAGUAGGCGACAGGGAAGCAAUAUCCUUGUUCAUGAAUACGCUGAAAGACCCCUACUGUGGACACCUUCUGGGAUCAACCCCCUAA